Molecule: messenger RNA, 1227 nt
Organism: Pestalotiopsis fici W106-1
Lineage: Eukaryota; Fungi; Ascomycota; Sordariomycetes; Amphisphaeriales; Sporocadaceae
Exons: 3
Coding region: 1-1227 (408 amino acids)
Source: RefSeq, a predicted model, not a curated record
AUGAAGGCAGUCUUGGUCAAGUCUCUUCUGCUCUUCGGAGCACGAACACGCGCCUUGUCAGGCGUCGUCAAUUGCACCAUUGACAACUUUCAGAGCAUUUUGGACUCGAAUGGUACCAUUGAUCAGGUCGUGUAUGCACAGCACUAUGCUGCCAACUCGACAUUCCAAAACCCAAACGCUACGACGCUGCAGUUUGCCUCCAACCCCGUUGCUCUACCAGCCACCUGCGCUGUGCAAGUCAACGUCACUACCGAGUAUCAAACGCAUUUCAGUUUUGGCAUUUUUCUUCCGGAUGACUGGAAUGGAAGGUUCUUUCUCGCCGCCCAGGAAGGUACCAAUAUCAACUGGGUUGACAUGGCAGUGGGCCUCCGCUACAGAUUCGCGUCGGUGGCCACAGAUACCGGUCAUACCGGAUCUGAUAUGAAUGGGUUCUGGUAUCUGAAUCCCGAGUCAUUGAAUGAUUGGGGUUGGCGCGCAAACCACCUCGGUACUGUGUAUGGUAAGUUGCUUACAGAACAGUUCUAUGACACGAGUAUAGCGUAUAGCUACAUGGCGGGUUGCUCGACUGGUGGGCGACAAUCUUUCAAGGAGGCACAAAUGUUCCCCGAGGAUUUUGACGGCAUUAUCUCGGCCUGUCCUGCGUAUUGGACUACCCACCAGCAGUUCUUCAACCUGAAGCAGACUACGUUUCAAUACCCCUCUGGCUCUAAUCACACCAUUCCGACUGAGUUGUUCGAUCUGAUUGGCCAAGAGGCUAUACGCCAGUGCGACCCCCAAGAUGGACUUGUUGAUGGGCUCAUCUCCGAUCCUCUUGGUUGCAACUUUGACUACCAUUCACUGCUGUGUAUUGGUAGCAGCAAUACCAGUUCGUGCCUGACGGGGCCCCAGCUUGAUACUUUGCACAAGUUCUACAGCGACUGGAAGGAGGACAACGAUACCUUUAUAUAUCCCCAUUCGUUGUACGGAAGUGAAGCCAUGUGGAACCAGAGCGGAAUCUUCGGCAACGGUAGCAUCAGCAAUAUUGGAUCGCAAUAUUGGUACCCCCAGCAUAUUCUGGGACUCACAAACUUUACAUUCGAAAACCUUACUUUAGACCUCAUUCAAUGGGCUGAAGAGGUUGACCCUGGUCAAGAUCAGGCUAGCGAUUGGGACCUCUCUCCAUUUUAUGAGCGAGGAGGAAAGCUAUUGCAUUACCAUGGCCACUCUGAUGCCAUUGUACCACCUUGA